AUGAGCCUUAUCCGCUACACGACAAGCGAUACGCCAGCCUCUCCACGUCAAUUAUUAGUUUGUGAUGAUACAAGAUACAUCAAGUUUCCUUCCACUUCGGGGCUGUUCGUUUUUCUACCUAAAGCUUCAAUCAAUCAAGUCCAGUGCUUGCAGAGAUGCAUCAGUAUCCAUUCUUUUGGACCCCGGCUUCCCCACUCGGGCACUUUUUGGGUGGUGAGGAUUUGGAAAGCGCGUCGCGUACCACCUUCAGCUAGAACAACACAGCCCUAA
Pieris macdunnoughi is the source of this 270-nucleotide messenger RNA. Lineage: Eukaryota; Metazoa; Arthropoda; Insecta; Lepidoptera; Pieridae. The record is from the annotation of a GenBank genome assembly.